UUUCAGUUGCUCUUAAAAAUUGCGUGUGCGUGUACUUGUUGUAAUAAUAAUUUUAUAUUAUUUUAAUAAAGGUGUUAAAUGUGUUUGUGAUAUAAUGGAUAAAAACACACUUAUUCGAGCACGAUUACUCUUUAUCUUGCUUGUUUAUGUUUUAUUUGUGAGAUCAGAGAAACAGAUGCAUGUAAACCAGUUUGAAGCAACAAACAGUUGUAAAUAUUUCGGUGGCUUAGCCUCGUUCGAAUAUUUCAACCCAGCCCCUGGCACGAAAUACAUAGGUAAUGAACCGCAAAAAAGUUUACCAGCAUCCCUUACGGAAGAACUUGAAGACCUGAAUAUAGCGGAAGGCGAAUCGGUCUGGAUAUCCGGCAGUGUAAACUACAGUGAUUUUAUAACUUGGAACUCGUGCGUCAAUGCUAUCGACAGAGAAUAUGCACUGUACUACCGAUUUCAAGACAAUAACAUUUACAAAUGUUGGAAGAUAUGUAAACGCUGGAAACAGUGGUUUGGCUUGCAAGGUGGUGAUUGUUAUUGCGGGUUUAAAGAGCUGCCAGGUAACAGCAAAUAUUGCAGAAAUGACAACUUUGAUCGUGGCAUACACGUUUACAAGACUGUAAAUAGAACGUUAAUGAACAUGACGUAUCAAUGUACCCAAGUAAUGUAUGAUACCAGUUCAAUAUAUAGUUCAAUAAAAUGCUCAUCAAAAGUUCGUGGGAUAUGUACAAAUAGAGUAAAUGCUACAUAUUCUAUGUCUUGUCCCGAAGAGAACUCAGCUAAUAACAUGUCAGCGAAUAACACGUCAACGUGUAUUUUUAAUGAAUCUCGAACCUGGGUGGGGCAAAGAGAUAAUUGCUUUCAUCAUAACGGACAACUUUUGUCGGAUUGGGAAAGCGGAACUGAAUCAUAUGCUGGUUUAAAGUUACAGUAUGCCAUUGGACUAUUUCGAAGCUUCAAUACGACACGUAGAAACAAAGGACACUGUCUGACCUUAACACGCGUUGACGAAGCCUACUGGAUUGAACCAGAGAAUUGUUCGCAAAAGUUACGAUUUUUGUGUAGUAGACUGGAACAUACAGAUUUGACUAGUGCCAGUUCCGUUAAUCAACUUAAUUUUACUAGCGCUGCGCCUACAUUAACACCGGACAUUCGCGUGCUGACGUCUUCAAAGUCAUCCAACACAACAAUAACUACCUCUUCAAAGUCACCCGAUGUUAGCAUUAUAACGUCUACAAUUUCAAGUGAUAUUAGCAAAGCUAUGUCUACAAAGUACCGCGAUGUAACCGUUGCUCCGUCUGUAUCGUCGAUCGAUGUUGCGACUUCAAAAUCUACAAAUACACCCGACGCUACCAAUGCUGCGUCUAUAAAGUCAUCCGAUGUAAGCAUUGAAACGUCUUCAAAGUCACAUGAUGUGAGCAAGCACACGUCUGAAAAGUCGAUCGAUGUUGCGACUACAAAAUCUACAAAGACACCCAAUGCUUCCAUUGCUGCGUCUACAAAAUCAACCGAUGUAAGCAGCGUAACGUCUUCAAAGUCACAUUAUGUUAGCAAGUCUACGUUUGAAACGUCUAUCGAUGUAACGACUAUAGCAUUUACAAACUCACCCGAUGUAGUAAUUGCUACGUCUACAAGCUCACCCAAUGUAGUCAUAGCUACUUCUACAAGGUCGCCCGAUGCUUCGACGGCUAUGCCUACAAAAUCACCAGAUCUUACCAAUACAACGUCGACAAACUCAUCUAAUGCCACCAAUACUGCGUCCACAAAGUCACUAGAUAUUACGAAUGCUACGUCUUCAAAGUCAACCCAUUAUAAUAUUGCUACGUCUACUAAGUCACCAGAUUACACCAUUACAACGUCUAAAACGUCACCGUAUGUACCCAUUAAAACAUCUACAAAGUCACUAAAUACUACGACAGCAAAAACUUCACACGAUACCACAACUAAUAGUUCUACAAAGUCAUCCUAUUUCACCAUUACUACGUCUGCAUCUAUACAGGCAUACGAUUCAUCUAAAACGUCUCCAGAUGUCAUAAUUACAACUCCUGCAAAGUCACCCGCGACCGUCACUACUACUACUCCAAAGUCACCCGAUGCCACUCUCAGUACGUCUACACAGUCAAAGGAUGUCACAAUUAAAACAUUUAAAAAGUUACCCGAAGCCACUUUUACUAAUUCUGCAAAGUCACCCGAUGCAACAAUUAUAACGUCUACAAAGUCGUCCGAUGUAAGCGGUGUUACGUCUUCAAAGCCACACGUUGGCACUAUUACUUCGUCUUCUGAUCCACCAGAUGUGAACAUUGUUACGUCUACAAAGUUGACAGAUCUAACUAACGUUUCGUUUACAUAUGCAGCAGAGGUGACCAGUGCACCGUCUACAGAAUCAUCUGAUGUUUACAAUUUAUCGACUUCAAAGUCUACUGCUGUAAUCAGAGUAUUGUCGACAAAAUUAGAUAAUUUUACGAGUGUAUCAUCUACAACGUCAACGAAUCUUACCAGUAAAACGUCUCCAAAGAUACAUUAUGGAUCAGAUGUAGCGUCAACGAAGUACGAUAAUACGAGUUUAUCGUCUAUAAAGCAAAUGGAAAUUACCAGUGUACCGUCUACAAAGUUAACCGAUCUUAACAAUGAUAUGCCAACAAUGUCAUCCAAAUUAUUAAGUGUUUCGUCUUCUAGGUUACAUGACGUUAUAAAACAUACGUCCUCGAGUUCAGAUGAUGUUACCAAAAUUACAUUAUUAAAGUCUUCAGAUGUAACCAAUAUUACCUAUACACGACAAUCAGAUGUAGAUAAGACCAGGGUCACUCCUGCGGACGCUUUCGUCGUGUCUAGUGAGGCAUAUAAUAUUUUACAUCCGGAACUACAAGAUGGGUCAGGCGAGUUGAUCAGCAACAUAUUUACAGAAGACGGCAUUACGCCUAGUGAACCUGGUAAUACCCCAUCAAAUGAACUGCCGGACGGGUCAGGAGAAGUUUCAUUUGACGUUUCCCUUUUAACGCCAACAAAUGUACCAGUUGAACCAAUCGAGACCUCAAAUCAGGACAUAGAUGUGUCUAGUCUUUUGAAAGCGUCCACGCUGAUGUCUACAAACGUUACUGAGCUUUCUUUUAUAACUUCAACAACUAUUUCACUUUUGUCCAGCGUGUUGUCAACACAUACAUCAUAUGUGGACACUGUAACUUCUAAAACAGUUCGAGAGUUUGUAAACGCGACGACUGCUAAUGUAUCAGAUGUGAGCAGAGUGACAUCUAUAAAUCUACUAGAGGUGUCAGGUGACAAGUCUUCAAACGAAAGAGAAGUGUCAAGCGUAGCGAAGACAAAUGUACCAGAGGUGAAUAUUGCAACAUCUACAAGUACACCGGAUGUAGCGAAUACAAAUGUACCAGAGGUGACUAUGUUAACAUCAACAAUUACACCGGAUGUAGCGAAUACAAAUGUACCAGAGGCGACUAUUGUAACAUCUACAAGUACACCGGAUGUGUUGAAUACAAAUGUACCAGAGGCGACUAUUGUAACAUCUACAAGUUCACCGGAUGUAGCGAAUACAAAUGUACCAGAGGCGACUAUUGUAGCAUCUACGAGUUCACCGGAUGUAGCAAAUACAAAUGUACCAGAGGCGACUAUUGUAACAUCUACGAGUAUACCGGAUGUAAGCAGUCUGAUAUCUAUGAAUGCACCGUCUGUUAGCAGAUUGCCAUCUUCAAAUGAACACGAGGCAUCUAGUGUGGCAGAUACGCAUGCAUCAGAUGCGUCCAGUAUGCUAUAUACAAACGGACCAGAUUUGUUUGUUGUGACGUCACAUGAACCGGGCAUGGCCAGUGUAACAUCUACUAAUCAACCGAUUGUUUUGAAUAUUACAUCUACAAGUGUACAAGAGAUGAGCAAUGUGACAUCAACACGUCUAUAUAAUCAAAACGUAACGAAUAAAAUUCAAAAUGAUUUAUCUGAAUCAAAAUCAAGUCUUGAUAGUGAUUUCCUUAUUGUAAGUAUAGUAUGUUCGAUUGUUUUCAUAUUUUUGGCUGUCGGUGGAAUAGCUUUAUUUAUAAAGUAUAGGAGUAGCAGAACCGUAUCAUGCUGCGACUAGUUAAUAAGACAAAGAAACGAGUGGUAGUGAGAAUAAAUCGAGUUUACUUAGCACUAACAUUUGUCACACAACAACACAGAAAAUGGUCUUUAUAUUCAGCAUUCAAAACGAACUUUUAUAAAUGUGGUGAAGACAUCUGGAGUAGUGUUUUUUGAAAGCAAGUGUUUUACUAUGGUUAAUUUAUUAAUUUUAACAAUACAUGUAAAGGCGAUGUGUUAAAACUUCGUCAAUUUAAUACUUAUAAAAUGUUAUGCCAGUAUUUUGUUCAAAGAAUUUUACAAAUCUUUAUUGUACUGUUAAGCAAAAUACAUUCAUAGACGUGUUUUCUUUAACAAGUAAGAUGUCAUAUAAACUUUAUAUUUAUAUUUGAGCUAACAUUGCUAGUGAUAUCAGCUAGCGCUGAAAACCCAUUUGCGUAUUCAUCGACCUAAUCGGAGAAUGUGUCUACGCAAUUAGUAAUUGCGAGGUAGUCUGUGAAGAAGAGAUUCGGAAGACUGCUGCAGUGUUUUUAAAGUAACAUAUGCUUGUCUUGCUAUUAUGACGUCUAACCGUGACUCCAUAUCGAGCCGCUUGGCUGCUGUGAUGUUCAAUAAAACACAGUAUAUUCCAA
Messenger RNA from Dreissena polymorpha, 4685 nucleotides. RefSeq names its product mucin-5AC-like. The record is from RefSeq and is a predicted model, not a curated record. Bases 95 to 4075 code for a protein of 1326 amino acids. NCBI's taxonomy places the organism in Eukaryota, Metazoa, Mollusca, Bivalvia, Myida, Dreissenidae. The transcript has 2 exons.